CAUCCAAUAACAAUAUAUACAUAUAACUAUAGAUAUAUAUAUUUCCGUGUCCUCAUCAUCUUUCUCAUCAAACCUCUGAUUUCAUCACCAUCUAUCUCAUCACCAUCUAAUUCAUGAACAUACAAAGUAAUCAUCUUUCCCAAACUCUCCUGCCAAGUAAUAAAACCUGCACCAAUCGACCUACUACUCUGUAGGUCCCAACAACACAUUCCCAGCCCGGCUAUCAACCCAACCGGUAUCCGUCCAUCCCGACUCCAACCCCUCCCUCCCACAGCUCUCCUGAGUCUCCUCUCGCUCUCGGAAUCUACGGAAUUAUCACUUUUGUCCAUUGUUUCAUUUCCGACCCAUCUCAAAGCACAGAGACAAACAAGCCAAGCGCAUCUCUUAAAAGCAAAGACAAACAGAGAGAGAAAGUUAUUUCCUUACCUAUCUUACUGUUGAUCUAUCUCCUGUUACCAAUUUCUUCAUCUCGCAUUAUCAUCAGAAAUAUCAAAUACAGUACAUACAAGAGAGAGAGAGAGAGAGAUAUAUACACACAUAAAAUAAAUUAUCCUAAGGAUCUCUCUGAGAAUAAUCGCAAUAUCUAUAUUCUCUUAUAUCCGCUGUAUCUCCUCAUUACAUAUCAAGCAUAUCAAAUCCAAGUACCGAAUCGAGUUCGAAGAAAAAGAAAAAGAAAAGAAAAGAGAACGACUGCCUGUGUGAAAACGGAUUCUUUCAUUUUUGUACCUUCUUAUCAUUCUUCGUCGAGGAGAAUCCGUGAGGAUUGCUUUUCUUUGUUGUGUAUAUUGGGAUACAUAGGUAUAUAUACUGAACUGCAUACGUAUACAUUGCAUACAUACAUACAUACAUAUAUACGUUUAUUUUUUACUACUACGACGACGACUACUACCUACCACCAAAGUAAACUUCUUCGGCGAUCGACUUUGUUUGUCGGAUUGGGAUUGGGAUUGGGAUUGAGGUUCCUUUAUUUUAUGUCCUUCCACCCGAGAUCUUUUCUGAAGUGUAUUGGGAACGAUAUCAAUAUCGACAUCGCUUUCUGAAUUGGGGUUGGAAUUGAAAUCGGAUUCACAACCGCAUUGGGAAUUCGGGAUUGGGGACAUUGAUUUGGGAUAUUCAUAUCCAUAUUCUUAUAUCUCAUUUUUGUUUUGUUUAUUUUGUUGAUCGAUUUUACAUACAUAUACCAGCAAUGACACGAUUACUAUCCAGAAGCUCACUUACCUCAUCCCGCUCCACAACGCUCCUAAUCGCCUUCUUCUCUCUAACAUCUAAUACCCUCUCGUCAAUCUUUUUUCACCAACUCCCCGACGAGCCGUUCCAUCUCGCGGUUAAUUAUGGAUUGUAUCUACAUUUUGCAAAUGUGAUGAGUGUUUUUGGUGUUAUUGGGGCUUUGAGGAAACACUCCCUUUCCAUCCUCUGUUUCUCAAACUAUCUCCUCCUCGACACCCUCCUCAGCGCCAUCCCCCGUCUGCUCCUCCUUACCCUCCUCUCCAACUCCUCCUCUAUCCUCUGCACCCCCUCCUCGACCACCUCUCUCGAUUUCUCCACCAUCACCCAAUCUCCGCCCCUAUCGCAAAACCCGCAAGAAAUAAGUCUCGCUUCCUACACCAUCUCGACCAGUAUCCCCGCAUCAUCGCACAUCGCAUCUUUCGCGGAUUUUGUAGGCAGGACGGGAGGAGAUGAUGGAUGGACUGAAAGUGGUUGUAGGAGGAUUAUUACGUUGGGUUAUAUCAUGUUGAUUGCGGGGGUUAUGGCAGCGAUGGGUCUGCAGGUUUUGGGCGCGCUAUGCGUGAGGGAUUAUGCGAGGGGGUUGUUUGUGAAUGAGGAGAUGGGGAAUGAUGGGGAAUGGGAAAGGGAGGUGGGGGAUAGGGAGAGAGAAAGAGAAAGGGUGGAUGUAGAGACAGGGGAGAAAGUAAAAGUGGUGGAGAGGGAAGGGUUCAGAUCGCUUUUGGUGUUGGAAAGUGAGAGGGGUGAAGAGUUUAGGAGGAUGACCCCGAUUUUGGAAGAGAGGGAAUAUUUUUAAAUGAUGGGAGUGAUGGAAGUGAUGAGGAAGUGGCAGCAGAAGAAGACUAAAUGAAAUGAGAUGAGAUGAGAAUCUCUAUUCACACACAUACACGAAGAGUACAUCUCCCACAGAUAUGAAACAAGCAAGCAAGCCAUCAAACGAGACAAAAGGACAUGAACAGAAAAGAAAUGACGAAAUUGUGUUAUACGAGAGGUGGUGGUGGAAUAAGUCGCAGAUGGAUGAUGAACGAGAUACGAAGGAAGCGAACUUUUGAAGUUUGGAUUGGGCUUGUGUACAGCGAUAUUAUGGAGGAGCAUAAGCAUGAAUGAACGAUGCAUAAAGUAUGAAUAAAUAUGGGGAUAGGGGUGGGGACAAGGCGCUCGUUAGAUACCAUUACUACUUAUUAUUAUUACCGAUACCAUUGGGGAUAAUGACGGAGAUGAAGGAGGAGAUGAAGGGAGAAGAUGAAGGGAGAAGAUGAAGGAGAAGAUGAAAGAGAAGAAGUGUAAUAAUGAAAUUAUUGCAAUUAUGCUACUCGUAGAUGGAAUUAUACUAAGAUUACG
This is a messenger RNA of Botrytis porri, 2565 nucleotides long. RefSeq lists its product as uncharacterized. The coding region runs from base 1187 to 2020 and encodes 277 amino acids. The record is from RefSeq and is a predicted model, not a curated record. The transcript is spliced from 3 exons. Lineage: Eukaryota; Fungi; Ascomycota; Leotiomycetes; Helotiales; Sclerotiniaceae.